Molecule: messenger RNA, 4170 nt
Organism: Eucalyptus grandis
Lineage: Eukaryota; Viridiplantae; Streptophyta; Magnoliopsida; Myrtales; Myrtaceae
Product: myb-like protein L
Exons: 12
Coding region: 190-2985 (931 amino acids)
Source: RefSeq, a predicted model, not a curated record
ACCACCGUCGUACCGAUCUCCGUUCGUCACGUUCAAAAUCGAAAAGCCUCUGUAAACCCCCUGAAUUCCAAACCCUCGCCCGCUCCCAACUCCUCUCCCCGCAUCGAUCGGCGCCUCCGCGCGACCGCGACGGCGGCGGCGGCGGCGCUCCGCGUUCCUCCCGUAAGCUCCGCCCGCUUCCGCCUAGGAAUGUCUCACGGCCUCGGCCGCCGCGGCGGCGGCAGCGACGACGACGACGACGACGACGAGGUGUCGAGCGGCAGCGAGGACGGCGGCGCUUCGUUCGACGAGGACAUGGAGGCUCUGAGGCGCGCCUGCAUGCUCACCGGCGCCGACGUCGUCCGGGCGGACGGCCUCGACUUUGCGGCGCCGGAUCCCGGCAGCGCCGCCGCCGCCGACGACGACGACGACGACGACGACGACGAAGACGAUCUCCAGCUGGUGAGGAGGUUGCAGGAGCGGUUCUCCGCGGACUUGGCGAAUCCCCUGACGCUGAAGCCCCUGGCGUCGCUCCAUCCGCCGCCGACGGCUGCUGCCGCGGCGGCGACGUCCGACGAGGACGAGGACGACUUCGAGACGCUCCGCGCGAUUCAGAACCGGUUCUGCUCUUAUGAUCACAGUAACACGGAGAACAGCAAGAAUGGCUUAUCUAGCACUGGUAGCAUGUCCAAUGCUAUGAAUGUAAAUAUAUUUGGCGGUUGUAAAGUCUUUCCAGAUGAUGAGGAUGCUCAUGACAGCAAUCAGACAUUGAAUAAAGAUGAGUGCCAGCCUUCUGCUAUUAUUGAGUGGCACCAGCCAGCUCAGAAGCAGCAAGGGCUGGCCAAAUAUUCUUCCUUUCCAAAAUCUGGCCAGAUAUUUAUUGACACCCUUAAGAAGAACAGGUCUUGUCAGAAGCUUAUUAGAAGUAAGUUAAUUCAGAUUGAAGCAAGAAUCGAGGAGAUCAAAAAGCUGAAGGAACGUGUCAAAAUCCUUAAAGAUUUUCAGAUUUCUUGCAGACAAAGAACUGGGAAGGCAUUAUCCCAGAAGAAGGACCCCCGUGUUCAACUUAUAUCAGCACGGAAGACUAUCAAAGAUUCAAAGGUCAAUGAUAGAAAGGUUUCUGCCGUGCAUUAUGGGCCAGCUGAGAAUUCCCAUGUCUCUAGUUAUAGAAUGGCGCUGACAAGAUUUCCCCUUUCACUUCAGCGAAGCAAAUGGUCAGAGGUAGAGAAGGAAAAUCUUGGAAAAGGAACAAAACAACAAUUUCAAGAAACAUUGCUUCAAAUUAGCCUGGAACGAUUCAGUGCUCCAGAUGGAGACCAAUAUGGCUUCGAAGAUAUACUUUCAUCAAUCAGAGAUCUUGAUAUCACGCCUGAAAGUAUCAGAGAAUUUUUGCCAAAGGUUAAUUGGGAUCAGUUGGCCUCCCUAUACAUUCCGGGUAGAUCUGGCGCCGAAUGUGAGGCCAGAUGGUUGAAUUGGGAAGACCCCUUGAUCAAUCACGGCAGGUGGACAGUUGAAGAAGAUAAACGUCUUUUGUUUUCCAUCCAAGAAAAAGGGAUAAAUAAUUGGUUUGAGGUAGCGGUAUCUUUAGGGACAAAAAGAACGCCAUUUCAAUGCUUGGCCCGCUAUCAAAGGAGCUUAAAUCCUUGCAUACUGAAAAGUGAGUGGACUCCUGAUGAGGAUGCUCAGCUUCGUGCUGCAGUGGAGAUUUUGGGUGAGGGUGAUUGGCAAGCUGUAGCUUCGGCUUUGGAAGGACGAACUGGAACUCAAUGCUCCAAUCGAUGGAAGAAAACUCUUCAUCCUGCUAGGCAAAGGGUUGGUAGGUGGACUGCAGAUGAAGAUAAACGUUUGAGAGUAGCUGUGAAGCUCUUUGGCCCUAAAAAUUGGAUGAAGAUAGCUGAUUUUGUACCAGGUCGAACUCAAGUACAGUGCAGAGAGAGAUGGGUCAACUCUUUAGAUCCAUCACUGAAUUGGAAUCCAUGGACACCAGAAGAGGAUACCAUGUUGGAGGCAGCAAUAGCAGAACAUGGAUAUUUCUGGUCUAAAAUUGCUGCAUGUUUGGCUCCUCGAACUGAUAAUCAGUGCAGAAGGAGAUGGAAAGUCGUGUUUCCAAAUGAAGUGCCUUUACUACGGGAAGCUAGGAAAGUACAAAAAGCAGCUCUGGUAAGAAACUUUGUCGAUCGAGAGUCGGAGCGCCCUGCGCUUGGUCCUGGUGAUUUCCUCCCAUUACCAAUGACAAGUUGUGUAUCUGACCCAGAUUCUCUAAAUCCCUCAAUGAAACAGAAGACAGGUUUGAGUGAUUUAGAGAAGGUGGGCUCCAGGAGGAAAAGAAAAGCAAAUCGAUCAAAUGCCGUGCAAGUGUCAAGAAGUAGUUACAAUGAGGUUGAUUAUGAUGAAUUGGCUGAGCAUGGCUCCUCAAAGAAUACACGAGUGACGAAACCAUUCUCAGGAAAGAGUAGGCAUCGAAAGCAAGCUAAAUAUCAUAUAUCGCAGCCCAUUUCAACAACAUCAGUGCCGAAUGGUGAAAUCAGCGAAGUGAAUGGUCUUUCUUGCAUAGGAGAACAGGGGAAAAUCUCUUCUCGUGUUCAGAAGAAGGUGGAUCCCAAGAAACCCCAAAUUAACUCUGGUCUUGUUGUGAAAAAGGCCAGUUGCAAAAAUGAUGAGACACUGGCAAAACAUGGUUCACUUUUAAGGAACAAGAAGGUCACAAAACUGCAGUCAAAUGAGGGUAAAUUAAACGGACUUGCAGUAGAUCAUUCAUCAUGUCAGCUGGAUCCGACGUCACUAAUCAUGGCUAACGAUGAAAAUUGUCAAGUGCAAGGGAUGUCCGAUUCUAGCCGAAAAACGAAAACUGUUACUUGUGACCAGGAAGUAGGGAACAAGAGACCAAGAGUUGACAGUCAACUUGAUUUGGAGCAAGCCGUGGAAAUAAUUAGUUGCAAUGAGGAAGAAAGACUGACUAGAGAUAAUACUGUUUCAAAGAGAGAAAGUUAUCAAAUGCACGUGUAAGAAAGGACAACCAUAAUGAACGCUCAAAAGAUCAGCAAUCAUCUCAACCAGAUCCAUCAUCCUCAUUGACGAUAAAGGGCAAAAACAUGGAAGUGCAUGACACAGCUAAUAUGACAGAAAAGAAGAAUAUCCCUUCUCGUGCUCAGAAGAAGUUGGGACCCGAGAAGACAAGAAACGAUGGCCAUUUUCACAGGAGCAAAGAUGAUGUAGUGGAAGAUGUCUCUGCGGAAUUGAUUGCUUCAAAGGAACAUGGAAAUUAUAAGACGUAUAAAAGAAGAAAGAGAAAUGUCGCUCCUCCUGACACAUGCUACUCUAAUUCUGAAUGCAUUCCUGCUUUGCCAGAGAAACUCAACAGGUCACAACCAGUAUCAAUCUAUUGUGAGAAAGAUGGGCCUGAACAGCUGAUGACUGGGAAUGAGCCUGUUUCCCAGCAAGUUCCAGAUGCAGAUAACUGCGACGUCACACUUGCUAGCUUGCUUAUCAAGAAACAGAUGAAGAAAGCUGUUCUUACAUCGAGCGAAGGAAAUGGCAUGCCAUCUGAUGUAGACCAAAUGCCCCCUAAUGCUGUAUGUAGGGGCAAGGAACCUAAUCUGCUAGGUACCGCCAACGGGAAUGCUCCAUCCGGGGGACCCACCAGAGAAGAGACGAGGAAUGAUCUGGCCUUCGACCGUGAGGAUGGUGACAUCACUUUGGCGUGCUUUUUGCACAAUAAGUCUAUGAAGAAGAGACCCUGAGUUUACAAGCUGGUGUAGGAGCUCGCACUUGUCGUCUGAGGCGAUUGAGCAUUCUUGGUUUGCUUCAGAAUGAGCAGAUGGAUCUGAAGUCUCUGGUACGCUGUAUUGGAUAUCUCGGAGCCAACAAAACACUUUCUAUCUUUUGAUUUGCGCGUUCCAGAUGGCACUAGGCGCAAGUAUGUGCCUACGAGAUUCUCAAUGGAUCUUAAAUUUCUCUUGGUCUCUAUUUUCUGUAAGAGUGCGACGGUGCAGUGAUUGAGUGAGAGGACGAGGUUAUGGUGUAAACCAUUCUUGGCAUUGGGGAUCUUAAUGAAUCUCCACAUGCAAGAAUCAGCAAUUUUGUGCGAUAGCCUCUCGGUUUUUGGUUGGGGCAACCCCUGCGAAAUGUACAUAUAUGUAACACAUGUUUCUAGAGAAAUAUAUACAGGCGGCACUUUUUGUUUCGUGAACA